Molecule: messenger RNA, 3218 nt
Organism: Rhopilema esculentum
Lineage: Eukaryota; Metazoa; Cnidaria; Scyphozoa; Rhizostomeae; Rhizostomatidae
Product: neuronal acetylcholine receptor subunit alpha-10
Biological process (GO): monoatomic ion transmembrane transport
Cellular component (GO): postsynaptic membrane
Molecular function (GO): transmembrane signaling receptor activity; acetylcholine-gated monoatomic cation-selective channel activity
Source: RefSeq, a predicted model, not a curated record
AGAUGACCAUCACUGGGCUAAUUCGGUACUUUUGAGGUGAAUUGAGUUUUGACGAGGGCAGACCUUUUACAAGCCAAUCAAGAAAUCGAAUAAUUGCGUUAAGAAUAAACAAUACGUUUCCUGUGUGUUUUUGCACGACCUAUUUGUAAACAGACAGUUGUUUAUAUUUUUCUAUAAUAAAAUCGAAAAGGAUGAUAGGGCGACAGCGGCUGGACUUCGCAGAUGUCCUUUGUGACUCGACAAGCAGGAUAACACAAUGAUAUCAAGGUGAUAAUGAAGAAGGAGAAAGUUUAUAAAUGCAUAAUACCCUGUACUGUUGAUAAAUGACAAGGCAAGAAUGGAUUGGAGAUAACAAUUAACUCCGUUGCCACUGCUCAAAAGGCGCGAAAGAUAUUCGAGCAAAAAAUCUUAGUAAAAGGGUCUUGGUCUCUGCGUGAUUAAAAAUUAAGAUUGCAAUUAAGGCUCCCAUUUUCACAUUCUAAUUUAAAUUGGAUAUAUUCUCCUACAGUCAAAGUAUCCAAGUGGAAUCCCGUUUUUGCUUAAACGACACACCUUGUCUUCACAAGUCUGUUUAUGUUAACAACAGGUACUGAUAAUAUACUGUUGCCAUCCGAACUCCACUUCACUGCUUUCCGAUUGGCUACGACCUUUAUUACACAGAUCGGCAUGCUGAACCAAAGGAGUUUUAACAGAGAGACACGCAUUUAUCGGUUAAACAAUUGACGCUGAGACUGGUAACGGACAAUCUAAGAUCCGUCUUUACGAUUCAAUUAGACCAAUUAUAAAGCAGCUCGACGUAGCUCACAGGUGGACCCAGGCUUCUUGCAAAGCAAACAGCAUGAAUUUAGCUCGACUUAUUACGCUUAUGAUAUGUUUGUUUUAUGAAAGGGAAACUUCGAAAGGUUUCGACAGGAAACCAGUACCGUCUUCUCUCGUAUUCUAAGUCGUAUCAGAUACUGCACUGCAUCGAUGAACAACGUCCACGAAGUUUAUUAAACUCGAAGAGAUUAACAGAAAAUAAACGAGACCGCGACGUGAAAAGGAAAUCUGCACGGUGAUGGAAGUGAUAAUUAUUUUUAUCGCGCUGCUCGCUGCACUUAUCCAUUGGCCUUCUGUUUGCCUGACGAGUGAAGCAGAAGUUGAACUACUGGAACAUCUCUUUAAUGGCUACAACUCGGAUGCUAGACCAGUGCUCAAGGAUUCAGAUGCCGUCAACGUCACACUGGGCAUCACCAUAAGCCAGAUUGUCGAUGUUGAUGAAAAAAAUCAAAUUUUUACAGUCAGCGUUUGGAUGAGACAGAAAUGGAAAAACCCUCUUUUAGCAUGGGAUCCUAGUCGAUUCAACAACAUUUCGAGUAUUAACGUACGCCCAAAGAAGUUAUGGUUGCCAGACAUUGUUUUAUACAACAAUGCUGAUUCCGACAUAACCUUUGGAGGCAACUUCGAUCGAUUAAACACUCGCGUGAUAUUAUCGCACAAUGGUAAUAGUGUGUGGUUGGCUCCCGUCAUAAUCAAAAGCAAAUGCCAGAUCGAUGUGAAAUACUUUCCGUUUGACGAGCAAAGCUGCAGCCUAAAGUUUGGUAGUUGGACAUAUGAUGGGUUUCGCCUGAAUCUUGCAAAGGAGGCAGAGAAAGCUGACUUAUCUAAAUUCUUGAAAAAUGCAGAGUGGCAUCUCGUUGAUGUUCCAGCUGUUCGAAAUGAAGUGAAGUACUUUUGCUGUCCAGAACAUUACCCUGACGUCACAUAUACAUUCAUCAUGAAAAGAAGAUCUCUGUUUUAUCUGACAAACCUCAUUUUCCCCAUGGUCCUCAUGUGUGCCUUGACUAUUUUGUCAUUUCUUCUACCAGCAGAAUCAGGUGAGCGAAUAUCUUUGGCAAUCACAUUGCUGCUUGCAAUGACAGUGUUCAUGCUAGUGGUUGCUGAGAUGAUACCACCAACAAGCGAAGUAAUACCACUGGUCGGCAUUUUCUUCAAUGCAGCCAUGGUUGAAAUGGUGCUAAUGAUUGUCAGCCUCUGUGUUGUCAUUCGCUUCUACCACAAACAGUCCACUGAUCCACCAAUGCCGCAGUGGAUGCGUAAAUACGUACUAGAUAACUUGUCAUAUAAACUGAAAGUGAGAUCCAAGAAAACUGCUCGUAACAGCGACGAAAGCGUUCGGCCACACGUCGAACUAGUGUACCUAUCCAACAAUAAAAGUAACGGCAGACUCGAUCUACGAGUUGAUAAUAACGCCGCGGUCAUUCAGCAAUCUGGACCAAAAAGAGCCAUUUCUAAUGGAAUGGCGAAUCGACGAAAGGAGAAGGGUUACUUGAUGGACGGUGCAGGUAGCACUGCAAGUGCGAGAAACGAAGGAAUGUUUGAAACUGGAAUCAUCGCGAAAAAGCUUGAUAUAAUCAUCGAAAAAUUGUCGCAAAAGGAACGGGAUGAAAAGUAUCGCCAAGAGUGGCGUAUUGUAGCAAUGACAUUCGACAAAUGCCUUUUGAUAGUGUUUUGCUGCAUUUCAAUUUUUACAAUUCUUGUUAUAUUCCUGAACUCUCCAGGGUAUGUAGUAUAAUAACUGGAAAUGGGUACCGGCUAGCCAAAAGCCUCAAACCAUAAAGUGAAAACGAGACUCCACCUGACAGAGAUUGCUGAGAUAAAGUUGAAAGAGGACUGGGUAUCACUGACAAUUUUUGUAGUAUGACCUGCAAUACCACAAGUUAACUUUUGUGCAAGAACCAAUAAACUUGGUGAAGGUUUGGUUUGCUGCAUAUCACCUAUGGAAGACCCAAGUUUAUGAGUUUAAGUCUUAUUAAUCUGAUAAAAUCUUUGCUCUUAGAUGGCGAAAAUUAUUGAAUACUUAACACCUAAGGCAAUACUCGAAUCAUAAACAUCUAACUAAUUGAAUGUGAACAUCAUUACGGCUGUAUACAUUUAGUUUUUAUCUCAAAGUCAAUUUGUUUGGAGAUCAUAAUAAGUCAUAACAAAUUUCUGAGAUAUGUUAUAGGAAAUAUUUUAUAAUAAUCUGUGCAUGGUGUUUAAUUUCAGGGUAAUGAAUUUUGAAAAAUGCUUAACGCAUAGAACUUUAACCAAAAAAUAACUCGUUUAGAAGAAUCAAGUUGGCUUUUGAUUAGGGAAAUGAUAUUUGCUGUCAUAAUAAGGGUUGUAAUAUCAUGCUAUUUCUAACUGGUUUCAUUCAUAAUUCAAUAAUGCACUUUUGCUGCUAAAGUCGUCUCCCU